GCGGUCGCGGCGAAGAGGGACACACGCCGAAGAGAGGAGAGUCUGAUUCGGACGAAGAAGAAGUGGUACCGACGCUGGGGCAAGCAGAAUCGUACGAACCUCCAUCGCGACCGCAUCGUCGCGUAUCCUUCCCUUUCGCACGCGCGCACGAAGAAAAAAACAGAAGAAAACGAACCCUGUUAGCGCAUUCGAUUUCGCGAGAUUUUUCGACCGACUCGAAUUAGCGGUACUUGAAGAGCAAACCGGAAAGGCCAGCAGCUUGCAGCGACCAUGGUUUACGAGAGCGACUUCUACACGACCCGGCGACCCUACACGCGACCGCUCGUCUCUUCCUACACUGUCUCGACGGAAGCUAAGAAGCAGGACUAUUUCCCAUGGGAGAAGGUGCCGUUUGUGCCACGACCGUCGCUGGUGCCGGAGCCUUUCACCGUGUGGGGUCGCAAGAAGCAGGACCCUCGUGAUGAGUUCUAUCAGUACGCCACUCUACCGGACAAGGAAGGUGUAGUACGUGGUAAGGACGUUGCCAAGGAGGAUCAUAUUCGACAGCUGGUGGAUCGUGGAGCUGUUUCAAAAUAUCGACCCAUUACCAUCAUACCGUUCUCCAGCAAUGUCAUACCACUCUCCAGCGUCAUCCAGUUGAGGACCGUUCCUCACAUGCCAUACGUGGCACACAAGAGACUCGUCACCAUAGUUCACUCGCCGAUCCAUCAUGUGUACUACGCUGGCGCAAUGAUACCGAUAAGAGUGCGAACGCGCGUGCGGCCCAGCAUCCUUGCAGCUGAGUUCAACAGGAUACGCGCCCUGCCGAGACCAUCUAGCCGAUCCUACAUUGAAGAGUAUCUAAAUUCUCGAUACAACAUACUUUUCGACGAUGAGGCAAGGGAUAUUCGCGCGAAAGUGGAUUCUCUUCUUCGACGUGUCCAUGUGUUCGUGCCAAGAGCAGUGGCAAGUGACUUCAUCGAGGAGAUCAUCCCGGAACGUAUGCGCAGCCACGAUUACGUCCGUCGGCUGCUCAGCGGCCGCAGCAACGCAAAGAAACAGGUUGAUUAUCUGAGUUGGUACGAAGUGCCUGACCGAGGUGCAUUCGGCACCCUGGCGUGCAUCAAAUAUGUCGCUGGCAAGCCGCAGUCCAUCAGAAAACCGUACUACAAGGUCGCGGAUCUUCGGCCGGCCGACAUCCGCAACGACGUCAACUUCCUCAGCUACUACAGCAAGAAUCGUCAGGCGGCCGCGACUGCCUCCUCGGGUCAGCCAAUGACAGAUCGAGAGAUGCGAAAGGUACGUGCAUUAGGCUACGAUUCAACAACCCAGGAAAAAAAAACUCUCGCUCCGGAAUCGGAAGAAAAAUCGGAGAAGAAAGCGAAAAAGAAGCCGGAACCGGAAGAAGAACCGGUACGUGAACCGGAAUCCGAACCGGAGCCCGAACCGGUACCCGAACCUGCGAAAGAACCGGAACCGGUUCCAGAACCUGUAAAACCAUCGAAACCGGCAAAGGCCUCGAAAGCGGCGAAAUCGGUAAAAUCCGCGAAAACGGUUGAGCCUAAAGCGGAACCGGAACCAGUAAAAGAAUCAGAAAUCAUAAAGGAACCAGAGCCCGAGCCGAUGCCGGAGCCAGAACCGGUAAAGGAACCAGAGCCUGUUUCAGAGCCAGAAGUGCCAGCGGAAUCAGUCGCGCAGGAUGUGCCAAUCGAAAGUGCAGAGGCUAUAAGUGACGAAGCUGAGGAAGAAAAGGUGAAGCAAGACAGAGAAGAUGCAAUGAGGAGAGCUGAGGAGUAUCUUGCUAAAGCAGCUAGAGAAGCGCACAUAUCGGUGAUGAUGGCCGCAGAGGAGGAACGCCUGCAGCUUGAGUUGGAGGAGAAAAAAGCGUGGGAGGCUCUGCAGCUUGCACAGGAACGAAAAGCUGAGCUUUCCCAGAUACUGGAAAUCGAGCAGCAGGAAGCUGAGAGGAAAGCAGAAGAGGAAAAGUUACAAGCUGAACGCGAGGAAGUGAACAGAAUAGAAGAGGAGGAAAGAAUAAUCAACCAGGCAAAUCUCGAUGCGCUCAUACAGGAGCAAGAACGAUUGAUAAUCGAGGAACAUCUCGAGGAAGUUCAAAAUCAAAAGCAGGAGCAGGAGGAGGCGGACGUCACACAGCUUGCAACCAAUGAAAACAAAGACGCCAGCUGCGCUGAGGAUCCGGUAGAUCUUGGCGAAAUAUCUGAUCAAGAAAAGGAGGAGAAGCUUUAUGAUGUUACCACAGAUGACGAAACACGGGUCGAAGAAGAAAAUGUCCACGAAGAGGAGCCCGAGACGACUGAAGAUCCGUUCGUUGAGGAGCCAGAAGGGGCUGAGAGCAAGCCGCAAACGGGACCGACGGCAGCUGAGGAUGGACCUCAAAUUGAGGAAGUUACUUCCGGCGAGGAAUUCGAAUGGGGUGAUCAAGACUCGUAAUUGAUUCGGUCCGACUGAUUCGGACCACUUCGCGGCAUCGAUGGACCACGUUCCUUUACUGUCAUCAUUAACGCUAAGAUAUAACACAUCUUCGUUAUCAUCCCCGCGAAUGUCAUUUAAUUCGUCAUCAAUGCAGAUAAUCACCGAUCGGUCACGCGACGAAGAAAUCUUAAUUAAUUUCCUUUUUAUUAGUCCUCUAUUUAUUUAUUCCCUUCAUUUAUUUAUUUAUUUGUAAAAUAUACACUUCACAUCUAGUUUCACGUUCAUCAGCGCACAUUUCGCAAUCAAUUUCAUGCGUCACAUUGCGUUGAUCAUAUUAGACAAACUCGCGGAUCGAUAUAAGUUUAAAACUGUGGAAUUUCUGGUAGCUAUUUUUUUAUUAGCUAAUCUCAGAAGGACUGAUCGGAGACUCGCCUAUGAUCUCCAUGCGAUCUGUGAGUAUUUAUACCUACUAUUUAUUUCAUUAUUGAUCGCACAUUUCUUUCACAUUAUAUCCCUCGUCGAAGAGUGGCAACCCGUAGAUCGAGUCUGACACACGUAUCGAUUUCCGUUGGUCUGCCGGUGGUGGUGAUUCGUUUAUAGUCUCGGAUAGUAAUCGGGUAGAAAUAUCGCGACGUAUUUUAGCCGUCCAUUCGGCAAUCGUGCAGUCGAGCUGGCUUGUCGUCGUCUAUUUUUACAGUAACAGCUUUGAAUUUCAGCCAUGAAAUUGGUUUGAUUGCGAUUGUCCGAGCGAUCGAUCGGAA
Molecule: messenger RNA, 3173 nt
Organism: Acromyrmex echinatior (Panamanian leafcutter ant)
Lineage: Eukaryota; Metazoa; Arthropoda; Insecta; Hymenoptera; Formicidae
Source: RefSeq, a predicted model, not a curated record